This is a messenger RNA of Hibiscus syriacus, 2066 nucleotides long. Its product is annotated as pentatricopeptide repeat-containing protein At5g38730. The transcript has a single exon. Gene Ontology annotation, molecular function: protein binding. The coding region runs from base 87 to 1850 and encodes 587 amino acids. The record is from RefSeq and is a predicted model, not a curated record. Lineage: Eukaryota; Viridiplantae; Streptophyta; Magnoliopsida; Malvales; Malvaceae.
UAUUGAAGCUAUAGGGUUGGGUAUCGGCCCGCAGAAGUGAAACAAUCGAAACAGAGUUCGACGCCUACGGCGAGAAGUAGCGACUGAUGGCUAACUCAGCUCGAUUCACUCAAACCAUUUUUGCUAUUAUCCUGAAGGGUCAUUGGAAUCAUCUUUUGAAACCCAAAAUUUGCAUCCAAAUAAGCUCGACCACCGUUAACGACCUCCUUCUCCGGCUCUCUGCUUUCAGUUCCGGUGCUUCUCUUCCUUGGUCUUUUUUUCAAUGGGUAAAAAAUUCUAUACCCAGCCAUGACCACUCUCUGCAAUCUACGUGGACAAUGGUUCACAUUCUUACGAAGCACAAACAUUUCAAGACAGCGCACAGUUUGCUCGACAAAAUUUCUAACAAAGAUUUCUUGUCGUCAAAUUCCGUUUUGAAUGCCUUGAUCAGUACUCACUCUGACGUUGAAGUGAAUUCUCAUGUUUUGAGUUGGUUGGUGAUAUCUUAUGGAAAAUUGAGAAUGACCCAAGAUGCUUUACAAGUUUUUGAGUCGAUGAGAGUUCAUGGUUUAAAGCCUCAUUUACAUGCUUGCACUGUGUUUUUGAAUUGUCUGGCUAAAGAAAAAUUGAUUGAUAGCGUCUGGAAAGUUUAUAAGAAAAUGGUUAGACUUGGGGUGGUCGGGAAUUUACACGUUUACAAUGUGUUGGUUCAUGCUUGUUGCAAGGGUGGUGAUGUCGAAAAGGCUGAAAAUGUAUUGAGUGAAAUGGAAUUGAAGAAUGUUUUUCCAGAUCGCUUUACAUUCAAUACAAUGAUUGCUUUGUAUUGUAAGAAGGGUAUGCAUUAUGAAGCUUUGUGUGUGCAAGAUAGGAUGGAAAGAGCAGGGAUUACUCCGGAUAUUGUAACUUAUAAUUCACUUAUUUAUGGGUUCUGUAGGCAAGGUAGAAUGCGAGAGGCUUUAAGACUCUUUAAGGAAAUUAAAGGUGUUAGUCCUAACCAUGUGACAUACACUACUUUAAUUGAUGGUUAUUGUAGAGUGAAUGAUGUAGGAGAAGCUUUAAGAUUGCGGGAUAUGAUGGAGGCUAAGGGGAUUUAUCCUGGAGUUGUUACUUAUAAUUCAAUCAUUCGUAAGUUGUGUGAAGAAAGUAAAAUAAGGGAAGCUAAUUGGAUUUUGAAUGAGAUGAGUGAAAAGAAAAUUGAACCUGAUAAUGUGACUUGUAACACAUUGAUCAAUGCAUAUUGCAAGAUUGGAGAUAUGGGAUCUGCUAUAAAAGUGAAGAACAAGAUGAUGGAGGCCGGGUUGAAGUUGGAUCAAUUUACGUUCAAGGCAUUGAUACAUGGAUUUUUCAAGUUGAGUGAAAUGGAUAGUGCAAAAGAUUACUUGUUUAACAUGCUUGGUGCAGGGUUUUCUCCUAGUUAUUGCACCUACUCCUGGCUUGUUGAUGGGUACUGCAACCAAGGCAAAGAAGAAAAAGUUAUAAAGUUUCCAGAUGAAUUUUUGAAAAGAGGCCUCUGUGUUGAUGUCUCAGUGUACAGGGCACUCAUAAGGAGGUUCUGUAAGCAAGAAAGGGUUGAUUGUGCGGAAAGAAUAUUCACUCUUAUGCAAGGAAAAGGUAUAUCGGGAGAUAGUGUAAUAUAUACUAGCCUAGCAUAUGCUUACUGGAAAAUGGGGAAGGUGAAUGCUGCUUCAGAUCUAUUGAAUGAAAUGUAUAAGAGGAGGUUGAUGAUAACUCUCAAAAUCUAUCGAUCUUUCAAUGCUUCAUAUGCUGGUGACAGUAGCAUUUUAGGUUUCUUUUGGAAUCAUGUGACUCAGAGGGGAUUAAUUUCUAAGAGUAUUUUGAAGGAUAUCAAUAAGGGAGAUUUACAGUCAUGAAUUAACCUUCCAUGCUUUAUAGUGCUCUGUUCACAACAAGACGCAUCACAGUUAGUCUUCCAUGUGGUUACACUGAUGUUUAGAAGUGAACUGGUUAUGAGACAUUAUAAAUUUCUUUAAAACUUAGUCUGAAGCUCAGAACUCCAGUUUGUAUUUUUUUUAAAGUAAUUUAUGUCGACUCAAAAAUGGUCAAAGACCAAGCUUGUGAAGCCAAAA